AACACCGACGCUCGCUCACGCCGUAUUAUCGAAUCCGCGACUCCUACGUAAUAGAUACCGGUAUCUUGGAACGCUGAAACAAACUGACUUUAUGUUGAUGUGAGUGUUGUGUUUGUGAUUAUUUCAUAUCAGUGAUAACAGUGAAGUGAAAUUUAGAAAACAUGCCUGAAAAACCUAAAAGGCGUAAAAAUAAUAAAAAUAAGCGUAAAAACAAGAAUCGUGCAGAUCCUAAUGUCGGAAACAGUCGUUCAAAUAAUGAUGGUGACACGCAGUGUCUUGAAAACCAAGAUGUAGAGAAAUGUGAAACUGUUUCUAUUACUGAGGGAAAAAAAAUUAUAGAUGAUUUAUCAGAAAAUACGCCUAAUGUUAUUGAUAAGGUUGUAAUCAAAGUAGAAGAGAAGUGCGAAAUCGAUUCCAGUGUACAAAAUAAGAUAUCAGUUAAAACAGAAACUACUGACGAUAUUGAUAAUGUCGUAAAUGAUGAUACUAACGGUGAUAAUAAUUUUGAAUUACAGAAAGGUGCUGAGUUGAAUGCCAAAAGUGAUAGUAAUUCUCUGCUGCUAUAUGAUACAGUCGAAGGCUCGCUAAAUAAUGCUAUAAUUUCUAAUACAUACGUUGAAGAAUCUCCUGAACAGUCAAAUAAAAAGAAAUCAAAGUUAUCGAGUAGUAAAAAGAGCAAAAGUGUUGAUGAUGACGAAUUUCCAAAAAUUACCGAAGUAACAGAUGAAAUGCCCUCUGUACUAGAACAAGAAGGUGCAUUAUGUUCCAUUGAAAAUUCUGGUUUAGUAGUAGACAUGGAUUCAGAUGUAGAAUGGGAAAACACAGUAGAUUUAGAGGAGGAUAAAUUUCCAAAAAUUGAAGAACUUGUCACUGGUACUUUGACUGUGACAACGAUGCCCCUCACAGUAGCUCAUUGUGAGCAAGCCAAAUUAUUGAGUCCAGAAGAAGAACAGUCACUUCGCCGUUACUUACAAACUUUGGAUUUAGCAACCAGUCCCUCCACCUCCUUAGAAAUUAAAACUGAAAUUGAGCAAAUAAUCAAUAGUGAAAUAAAACAUAGGUUAAGAAAAAAAGGUUUUGCAGAUGAUGUUUUAUCGCAAAGACUCUGUCCACCAAGAACUUUAGACGUAAUUGAUGAAGAAGGCAGUGGCGAUUCCUCCAUACAAUCGCGUAGGCACUCUUACUUGAGCGACAAAAAAAGUGAUAAUGAUGACUUAGAAGAUGAUGUUUUUGAAAAACCUGGUAAUCAAUCAACAUUAAAGAGAAGUUACGAUAUACAAUGGGAGAAUGUGUUAAAGAAAAAAUCUUCUACGAGACAAAUACCACAGACAUGUGUACUUGUUGGAGCAAAACUAAAAGAACCGGAAAUCAGUGAAGCAAGGGGUGAUUGGAGUGUACAGACUGUUGAAAAGAUGACUGGUGCUGAAAUCGUUUAUUUAACAGAUUCAUCCAGCAGUACUAGCUCAAUAUAUGACGUUGGUGAUGAUGAAACUGAAAAUGGGCAAGAUACAGACGUGUCUGUUCGCAUGAUAACACCUACUAUAGAGGUUACGGAUACCGAGAAUUUCUUAAAGAAAACCUUCAUUUCUGAAAACAAAGACAAGACUAAUAUUCCGGAACAGAAAUCAAUUAAAAUAGAAAAUGACUUAAUCUCCAAAUCAGAGGGAUCUUUGGAAAAUUGUCAUAACAAAUCAAGUGAUAAAAUCGAUCAAAAAUUACAUGAGGUUGUCGUUCUAACCACUGAUAAUAUUACAACAAAUUUAACAGUGAAGGAUGUUGAUGAAACGGACAAACCUCAAGAAAGGUUAAUUACUGCUGAAAAUCUAGCAGAGAAGACAGAAAGUUCGUCUCAUCAUAUAAAGUCUAAUUCUUCUAUACGUUUUCCUGAUUACGACUUGGAAAUGAAAGUUAUAAAGUGUGAAUUAAAUGAUGCUAUAAAUCAUUUAAUUAAGGAAGUGAGUGAUUCAGAAAUCAUGAAUGAAAGUGCAAAAGAAAUUUUCACUCGACAAGACUCUUCUAGCAGUUUAUCUUCAUCUCAGUGUACAGCUAUUUACAAUCCUAAUUCAUCACUUAAUGAUUUAAGUAACAAUGAUGUUUCGUCUCAAGCUAGUAAAGGAAUAAAAGAGUACGAAAAAGAAUCAACUAUAACUAGCCAUGUUAAAGAUGUUAUUGAACAUAUCGAUAUAAAUUCAUCAUGUAACAUUAAAGAUUUGCAUCAUAUAGUUAAGCAACCGCAAAGAUUGCGGGAUAUAUGUGUUGACAAAAUAUCAAGUUUUCCUUAUGGAUUGAAGAUAUUAGAAGAAUUGGCCAAUGUCUCUUUACGACUUCAAAAUAUGAAUAACCUUGGUACUGAAGAAAUCGUAAAGAAAGACCGUAUAGAAUUAACAACAGAGGAUAAUUACGUUCCAUUGGAAACUUUCAACAAACAAAUGUCAACAACUAACAAUAUCAGGCAAACUGCGCAAAAAAACGUAAAUUCUGAAGAUGAAUCUCCACCUCCCGUUCCUCCUCCUCCGAUUCCACCUCCACCAGUCAUACCUAGAAAGACAUCGUUAAAGAAGUCUCAUGAAGUUCAAUCACCUUCUGAUGUACAGAAACUGGAAGCUCCCUACGUUUGUUUAUCUCCAUCGCAUAAAAUGUUGAUGGAAGAAACUAAUACAGUAGUUACUAAUAAGGAAAAUAAUUCACAAGAUUCUGUACGCAAAAUAAAUGUGAAUCGUCCAACUGAGUCGAGAACUCAACAGCUGGAAAAGCCCAUCAUGCGCCCCCUAAAGUCGGAAACAGGAUCUCGUUUAAUGGCGUUGAUAUCAGAUCCUUCAAUUACGAGUAAUAUAAAAUCAUCAUUUAAUAAAUUCAGUGACGAACAAUACCAAUGUACCCAAAAGUUGGAAGAAACAAAAUCUUCUAGAAAACAUAGUGAUCCCGUUCAGCGAACCUCUUCAGAUAUCUCCAAGCCUAUUCCACCGCCACGACCAAAAAAAUUGUCAUCUUAUUACGAAAGCGACGAAAAUUCAGAUUUUGCUGAAAGUUCUUUUAAAACUAUGAAAAGCGAAAAAAGAAUGUUUCAUUUCUCUACUGGUAACUUAAACAAAGAGAUUGAAGAUGACAUAUCGAGUAUACAAAACAUGCAUAGAAAUUACGUAAACAUACGGGAUCAAAAUAGAGAAGUUAGUAGUCCACGUCGACCUUCUUUGCCAAAAGACUUGUGUGACCAACAAAUGGAAUAUAUUCGUCAAAAAGAAAAAGAAGUAGAAGCUGAGAUUCGACGCCUUGAGGAGGAAAAAACGAGACCGAUUGUCAGAAAGGGGCCUAGAGCCCCUAUGCUCACAGAAAAAGAUAUUAACAAGGAAUCGUUAUGGAACCAAAAUCAAAAGCACACAACUAGAGGAAUGAUAUGGACAACUGGAACGCCGGAUAAAAGCAAAAAAGACAAAAAUUCUAAUGUCUUUAGUAGUAGUCAAGAAGAGUUACUUCGAGAAAAGAUGUAUUCCGAAUAUUUAAACGAAAUUGCAGAACGCGAAGAAAGGAAACAUCAUAAAGUAAUCAAAAUAACUAAAACUAAUGUACCCUCAAACACCAGACUUAUUUCUAAAAGUAUGUCAGCAUUAGAUGUUCUUGAUGCAAGAGUUAAUAAUAGAAUAGAAGAAGAGUUUAUAUCAAAAGCUAGAGAAAGAUGGAACAAGCUUGGAAUAAGAGAUCCAGAGAGUGAAGAUGAAAGGUAUAAUAAAAGGAAUGUGUAUAGGGAACCUAAAGUGAUCGAACAUAAAAUCAAAGUGAUUGAAGCUGGAGAAGAAAAAGACGUGCAUAAUUUGCCUAAUCAUUUGCAAGAAUUUGUGACUUUUACUGCGGAUAAGAAGCAGGAGUCGGGGAGCACCGAGACCGUCAUGAUAGCGCCGACGUUCCGAGCUCGCUCGACGUCACCAGGUAAAGAGUGGUAA
Messenger RNA from Papilio polytes (common Mormon), 3938 nucleotides. RefSeq lists its product as uncharacterized. Lineage: Eukaryota; Metazoa; Arthropoda; Insecta; Lepidoptera; Papilionidae. Bases 162 to 3938 code for a protein of 1258 amino acids. The record is from RefSeq and is a predicted model, not a curated record. The transcript is spliced from 2 exons.